ACUUGAGAGAGAGAGAGAGCAGCGCUACGCUAAGAAAGAUUCACGUUCACCUAACACCUCUCUGUAGCUGCCGCCACCUUAUAUUAUUAUAUCUCGUUUUCAUCGCCUUUCCCAUUUAACACUUUUUCCUUCUUAAUAUCCCUCUCUUUCUCCAACCCUUCCAAGCUAAAAUCAUUUUUUUUUUAAUUAUUUUAUUUAUUUAUUAAACCUUUGGAACUGGGGAGGAAAGGAAUAACUGGUUUUGUCACACAAGGUUUUAGGUUCAUCAAUUCAUGGGUGGAAGAAGAGGAAUUCAGCAAUUUCCCCACGAUGAUGAUAACCGAAAACAAAAUGAUUGGUUUUUUCUCUCUGUUUCCGGUUUAGGUUCUUCUCAUUCUGAAUGGGCUCACAACCCUGGUGGAUUGUUCGCUAGCGUAGGUCAAAUGGGAAUGGGGUUUGGUGCACCAAACCCUACACCUUCUCCCUCUUCUGAUUCCCAAGGAAGCAACAAUGGAGUCAGAAUCCCCUGCACUGAGUUGUACGUGAAGUACGUGCAUUCAGAAGGGAAAGUGAAGAUUGUUUCUGAAUCGGAGGAGUUAGUUAUGGAGGAAGAGGAAGGUGUUAAGGGGAAGAAGAAAAAGGCUGGGUUUUUUGGGGUUAAGAUGAAGGUUAAGGUGAAGAACCCUUCACUGAGGAGGUUGAUUAGUGGUGCAUUCGCGGGUGCAAUUUCGCGAACUUGCGUGGCGCCAUUGGAGACAAUAAGAACUCAUUUGAUGGUUGGGAGUAGUGGCCAUUCAACAGGUGAGGUGUUUCAGAAUAUCAUGAAGACUGAUGGCUGGAAGGGAUUGUUCAGGGGUAAUUUUGUCAAUGUCAUCAGGGUUGCUCCUAGCAAGGCUAUUGAGCUAUUUGCUUAUGACACAGUUAACAAGAAUCUGUCACCAAAGCCUGGGGAGCAGGCCAUGCUUCCUAUUCCUGCAUCAUUGAUUGCAGGUGCCUGUGCCGGAGUUAGUUCAACUAUAUGCACAUAUCCUCUAGAGUUGGUCAAAACUCGACUAACCAUCCAGAGAGGUGUUUAUAAUGGUUUAGUCGAUGCAUUCUUGAAAAUAAUUCAACAAGAAGGUCCUGGUGAACUUUAUCGAGGACUCGCCCCAAGUCUUAUUGGUGUAAUUCCAUAUUCUGCCACCAACUACUUUGCAUAUGACACAUUAAGAAAAGCAUACAAGAAAAUCUUCAAACAAGACAAGAUUGGAAACAUUGAAACACUCUUGAUAGGAUCCGCUGCUGGUGCCAUAUCGAGUAGUGCAACUUUUCCACUCGAAGUGGCUCGCAAGCAUAUGCAAGUGGGGGCACUCAGUGGAAGGCAAGUUUACAAGAAUGUUGUUCAUGCCCUUGCAAGCAUACUUGAACAAGAAGGUAUUCAAGGAUUGUAUCGAGGGUUGGGACCUAGCUGCAUGAAGUUGGUGCCAGCUGCAGGUAUCUCUUUCAUGUGCUAUGAAGCUUGCAAGAGGAUACUAGUAGAGGAUGAUGAUGAAGAAUAGAAUGAGUUUAUUUAGCUAUCUAAGGCUUAUAAAGCAAUGGCCUACGAUUGCUAUUAAGAGGAAGAGGUGCAAUUUUUUCCCCUUCAAAUGAGUACUUGGUUAAAUUAUCUUAGAUUUCUUUUAGAUUAUUGGAUUCUUUUUGAUCCUCUAUUCAGUUUUGAUAGGCAAUUGAGAAUGGAAUUAUGGCUUGUGUUUUGCAAUCAUUUCUAGUGGCACCUAACUAUAUUUGGUAGUCAGUACUUGGUUUCUUACUAACUGCUCAUUGUUACGGUGUAAAAGACCCAAAAGGAUAAAGGGUGGUUGUGCUAUCAUGUUCAUGAUGGAGUUUUUCA
Molecule: messenger RNA, 1849 nt
Organism: Arachis duranensis
Lineage: Eukaryota; Viridiplantae; Streptophyta; Magnoliopsida; Fabales; Fabaceae
Product: adenine nucleotide transporter BT1, chloroplastic/mitochondrial
Exons: 3
Coding region: 273-1517 (414 amino acids)
Biological process (GO): transmembrane transport
Source: RefSeq, a predicted model, not a curated record